AUGUCAUCCGUUAAACGUGGCCAGGAAUCCUUGCAGUCCGAUGAAGAUCAAAGUGAUAAUGGAUCAGAAAGCGCAGGAUCGGUCGACCCUCACCAACCGAGAAAACGACCCCGCACAUCGAACUCACCAUCAGAGCAAGAUGAUGAGCCCAGUGAUCGAGAUUUGAGCGCCCACCCCUCACUUCUAGCUGAGGAUGAAAUGUUGGAUGAUGAUGAACUGGAACAUCGUCAGACCCAAAGAAUCCAAGAGAAAUAUGCCCAUGCUCUCAAUGAAAUAAACAUACCGUCAGAUCACGGAAUCCUCGAACGUGUGGAUUGUUUCAAUUUCAUGUGCCAUGAACACUUUUCGGUAGAAUUGGGACCCCUUAUCAAUUUUGUCACUGGCAAGAAUGGAAGCGGCAAAAGUGCGAUUCUCACAGCAUUAACACUCUGCUUGGGUGGUAAAGCGUCUGCAACCAACCGUGGACAAAGUCUAAAGAACUUCAUCAAAGAGGGCAAAGAUAAUUCCAAUAUCAUCGUGCGAAUCAAGAACCAAGGAGAUGGUGCAUAUCGGCCAGAGGUUUUUGGGGAAUCAAUCAUUGUUGAGCGUCAUUUCCACAGAAAUGGAUCCAGUGGAUUCAAAAUCAAAGCUGGAAAUGGUCACAUCAUUUCAACUAAAAAGGCCGAGUUGGAUUCGAUUACUGAUUACUUUUCUCUUCAAAUUGACAAUCCCAUGAAUGUGUUAUCCCAAGACGCCGCUCGCCAGUUCCUGAGUACAUCUAGCCCAUCAGAGAAAUACAAAUUUUUCGUCAAAGGUGUGCAACUGGAGCAACUCGACCAGGAUUAUCGGUUGAUCGAGGAAUCUGUCGAUCAGAUGGAAGAGAAAAUGCGAAGUACAAAGCAGGAUAUCUCAAUCUUAGAAAACCGAAAGAUUGCUGCAAAGAAAAAGUUGGAAAUUUCCGAUCAGCACGAUUCUCUGCGAGAGCGCAUCAGAAAUUUAAGCUAUCAAAUGGCCUGGGCUCAGGUUGAGGAACAAGAACAACUUCUGGAGUCUCUAGUCAGAGAACUCGCAAAAGCAGAUGAGCAGAUCGCCAGGGCAGACGGCGCGCUCGGGGAUUUUGAUCCCAGAUUUGAAGCCAUCGAUAACGAGAUUGAAACGGCCGCGGAACAUGCCCUGGAGGCUGCGAGAGUACUCGAGGGAGCACGAGAAGAAAAGAUUACAAUCGACAAAAGAUUCGAGGAAGAAAGAUCAAAACGAACGGAAGCUCAGACCGAACUGCGCGAUAUUAAAGGACAUCUUCAAGCAGCGGAGAAUAGCGUCGCGAAAGCACAGCAGAACGUUGAGGCCGAAAUCCAACGCCUAGCUGAAGUGAGCAAUGGAGGUUAUGCCCGCAGGCAGGAGGAGCGCCAGCAGGCAGCGGAUCGUGCAACUGUCGCUCGCCAAGAAUAUGAUGCCCACUGUGGAGGUCAACGCGCCUUGCAGGAGGCAAGUCAGGAGGCUGAUAGGAAGGUGGAAGUGGCCAAGGAAGCCUAUGAAGCCAAAAAAAAAGAUUACAAGGAAGCAGAGGGACGUCUGGGCAAUCUCCGCAGAGAGAAUGGCCCUAGGCAAAAUGGAUUUCAUGAAAAAAUGCCGACUCUCAAACGAGCCAUACUGAAAGAAAAAUCAUGGGGCAUGACGCCCAUUGGCCCCGUCGGCGAUCACAUCACUUUACUUCAGGCCAAGUGGUCAUCCAUCCUUGAGACUUCCUUUGGUAAUACUCUUAGCAGUUUCAUCGUCACCUCGAAGCGUGAUCAGAAUACACUUUCGAACAUCAUGCGUCGAGAGGGUUGCGUGUGCCCAAUUCUGAUUGGAGGUGGCGGUGAUCUUGAUACAUCUACAACUGAACCUGACAGUAAAUACGACACGGCUUUGAGAGUACUGGAGAUUGACCACCCGACGGUCCGGCGACAGCUGAUUAUCAAUCAUGCUGUAGAACAAAUGCUACUCAUUGAAAACCUUGAAGAGGCUUCUGCGACUCUUUUCGACCGCGAAAGGCCAAGGAAUGUGAGACGAUGCUACUGUAUUGAUGAAAGGGAUAGACGUAGAGGGCAUCACCUCUCAUACAAUCGCUCCGGUGAUCCUAGUCAGGCUCCUGUUGCGAAAUAUUCCGGUAACCCACGGAUGAAAUCCGACGCGGCGCAGCAAAUCAGGGUCCAGGAAGAAGUUGUCCUGGAUCUCAAGCGUCAGCUAGAGGCUUUGGACAAAGAACUUCAGGCUGCUCUCGCCCAUGUCAAGAUCUGCACCCAGGCGCUUGCUCAACAUGCAAAAACAAAACAUGAUCUGAACUUGACUAUGCAGAGAAUGGAAGAUUAUUCCGAGGCUCGCCGGGAUGAGCUCGAUAAAGAAAAGGCCGGAGAAGAUGGGCGUAUAGAUGCCCUCCAGACUCUUCUACAGGAGGCAGAAGCAGAUAAGUCACUUCAAGAAGGGUCUUUAAAAGACGGCGAGGCAAACUAUGAGAGUAUUAUGCAACGACUCAGGGAUAUCAUGAAAGAGAAGGCGGCCCAGGGUCGGAAAAUUGAUGUUCUAGAUGAAAACGUCCGUGUUGCAGACAGUGAGCGGUCUGUCGUGAGAAACAAAAGAGAAGAGCUUUCCAGUGAGAAAGAUGCUGCCAUUGCAGAAAUUGCGAGGCAGAGAGCAGAGAGAGCCAAUUGUCAGAAGAAACAAGUGGAGGUUGAGGCGCGAGUACUGAACUAUACUCAGGAAGCCUCCAAUGUCUCCGUGAGGGUUCCGAUCGACGAAGGCGAAACCGCCGACAGCCUUGAUCUCAAGCUCGACAGGCUGCAGAGUGACAUGAGGCGAUACACCCAACAGCUGGGCGCGUCACGGGAUGAAAUUGCCGCAGAAGCUGGAAAGACAGAAGCGGUUUAUCAACAAGCUAAGAAGCAGAUUGACGAGCAUGAAGCUAUCGCCCAACAAUUGAAGAAGACCCUUCACGAUCGGAAAAAGAGAUGGGGGAUGUUCCGAUCCUUGAUUUGCUCUCGGGCAAAGGCACAAUUCACUUAUCUACUGAGUGAGAGAAGUUUCCGAGGCCGGCUAAAUGUCGACCAUGUCAACAAAGUGUUGGAUCUUGAAGUGGAACCAGAUAUUACUAAAGGUGAUAGUACGGGUCGCGGGGCCAAAACCCUCUCUGGGGGUGAGAAAUCUUUCUCGCAGGUCUGUCUGUUGCUCGCCCUCUGGGAAGCCAUGGGGUCCCCUAUCCGCUGUCUGGAUGAAUUUGACGUGUACAUGGACCACAUCAACCGUAAAAUGUCCAUCGAUAUGCUUUUGAUGGCUGCUCGACGUUCCAUUGGGCGACAGUUCAUCUUGAUUACACCUGGAAGCAAAAACGAUAUUACGAUCGCCGACGAUGUCCGAGUUAAAGAGCUUGCUGAACCAGAACGUGGACAGACCACCCUUCCCUUCCAAGGAAGGUGA
Messenger RNA from Penicillium verhagenii, 3432 nucleotides. RefSeq names its product DNA repair protein SMC6. Gene Ontology annotation, cellular component: nucleus; site of double-strand break; Smc5-Smc6 complex. NCBI's taxonomy places the organism in Eukaryota, Fungi, Ascomycota, Eurotiomycetes, Eurotiales, Aspergillaceae. The record is from RefSeq and is a predicted model, not a curated record. Gene Ontology annotation, biological process: double-strand break repair via homologous recombination. The transcript is spliced from 12 exons. The coding region runs from base 1 to 3432 and encodes 1143 amino acids. Gene Ontology annotation, molecular function: damaged DNA binding; single-stranded DNA binding.